AAACUGCAUACGCUGUAGUCUGUUUGAGAUCAAGUACAUGUAACAUGUUAUAAUGUUUAUUCAUUUCUUCAUAAUGACGCUAAAACUUUCUAGAAAAGCCUUUUCUCUCUAGUGUCAGAGAUAAGAGAUAUUGUAAAUUUUGUUUAACAAUGCUAUCAAAGAGGAUUUUAUUGCAGAGAUAUUUAUUUAAAACGACUGUUCCCAUUUUACAUACACUCCUGCGUUGUAUUUUGCAACAGUUGUUUACACAACAAAUUCAUUGAUACGGUAGACUUUAUAAGCGUUUUAUUGUGGAACAGUUAGCUUGAUUUUUAUACUGGGAGUGUAAAAAAGAAAAUGCAGGGAUCUACACAGGAGAAUGACGAAAACGAAAUAGCAAGAGUGAGGAGGCGAUAUAUGAUACUGUUCGUUGUCAAAUGCCUGCUGGGUAUUAUACUACUUAUACUUGGCGGUGUAGCCGUAAAAUAUACUAUGGGACAGAAGGACACCUUUGGUCCUCCGUAUUUUGUUGGAGCUUUUAUCGUUGGAUGCGCAAUGAUCCUAGCAAGCCUGAUGGACGUUUUUAUGUACCGAAAGUUCACCUCCAACGACUCGGCCAUACUGCAAAGUUUAUCACAAUAUGCUUGCAUUGAAGUUUUCCUUACUGUAAUUACAAUUAUUGGCGGAGUUAUCGGCACCUUCUUCGUGUCAAUAUUUGGUGUUCCGAAGUGUGACCCUUCAGAUUUCUUUAGCCGCUGUAAUUAUACAGCCAACCGGUAUACAAAUCAAUGCCUUGCAGUAGGCAUCCUAACAUCUCUUCUAGUUAGUGAAAUAAUAGCAAUUGGAAGCAUCGUGAUGCACUGUCGUAGUUGUAAAGGUCUCGCUCCGUACAAUAUGCUGAAAGCUAGGCAGCGAAGAUUUGCUGGAGGGGUUGGAAAUGUUGUCAUGACAACAGUUCCUGAACCAAGACCUUUAGCUGGUGGUUUUGGUGCUAAUCGUAACUAUGAUAGUUAUAGUGCAGACACACAGAUCAUAAUUGAUGGUAACGUUAUAGAUAAAAAUAGGAGCGGUUUUGCUGGAGCCAUCAUACACCCACUAGAGAAUACAACUGUUAUACAUCCUCCAGUGGGGUAUUUUCAGUACCCGAGUAUGACCAACCAAAAUACGCAGUAUAGUUAUGAACAUCAAGGCAGUACCUCAGGAGCAUCUGUACAUCAAUUACAAGAACAGAACAGAUUACUAAGGGAGCAGAUUGCGCUACAACAACAACUUCAUUUAAUGCAGCAAGAGCAACAGCAGCAGCCACAACAACAAAGUGCAUUGUCAACAUCACUCCCGCCGCCGCCUCCAAGUUAUGAAUCCUGCAUGCAAGAUCCAGGCCAGAUGAAGUUCCUUCAAGAGCAAAACGAAGAAUUACAAAAUAGAUACCAGAGUCAACAACAACAAUUAACGAAAGAGAUACCGUUUUCUAGUGACAGAAACACCACACCUUCAGCUCCGCCUAUGUGACACUUCCUGCAUAGAGCAGAAACAAGCAGAUAUGGUAGAUGCAUUGACUUGUAAAAGAGUCUCUAUUUUGGAUCCAUCUUAAAACCCGGAAAGGAACAAUGUAAAGUUGCAAAACAAGAAAGGCCGACAAAGAAGAUCAGUCGUGAUAAUGUCUAAAAUACACUACAGUGCAUGUCGAAAACAUUACAUCCCUAUGACUUAUAUAAAAUUUUAGUAUGUUGGUGUUUAUCGCACUAUUACAUCUAAUAGAUAGAAAAACUUUGAAUAAUUCAACGUUCUUUAGGAAUGAAGUUCCUUAACAAUACGAUUAAUACAGAUAAUGAUUAUGUGUUCAUUGUCAUACAAACUGUGGUCUAUCAAAAUGCAUUUCUUUUACUAUACUUAUACUCGCAUUUAAAUUGUUUAAUAUGUCUGACCGUACUUUUGUGUUCUGCGAUAUUUUUUGUAGGCAACUUGUUUGCUUGUUUGUUUUGUUGUCAUACCGACACAUAUCAGGUAAUAACAACUGAUCAUAAAAGUCGUA
Mercenaria mercenaria is the source of this 2011-nucleotide messenger RNA. RefSeq lists its product as uncharacterized. The record is from RefSeq and is a predicted model, not a curated record. The transcript is spliced from 5 exons. Lineage: Eukaryota; Metazoa; Mollusca; Bivalvia; Venerida; Veneridae. The coding region runs from base 337 to 1488 and encodes 383 amino acids.